ACCCAUUCAUGAAUAAAUCGUGUGCCUUUUGCCAUCCACGCCAUAUAUAAAUACGCAGGCGUGAAAGGCGUGGUUUCUGCAGAAAAACUUACGCCUAAAAUGGAGCAGAUAAUUAGCAAAGAAGGUGGAUUCGUCGGCGGCGUACCGAUUCAUAGCCAAGUUCGGAAGAUCAGGCAAGAAAUGGAAAAGAUCAAUCACCCGGCGCUCCAGCAGCCGGAGAUUAGACCGGUUGUUCAUGAGAUCGCCCGACAGAAGCGCUGCAGAUCUCCCCUAGGGUUAGCACAGAGGCCGAUCUCCGUUGGCAAUUAAUGGAACAUUGAGAUAUCUGUUUUCAAUAUUAUGAAAUGGCUCCUCCUUUUUUCCAACUUCUUUCUUCCUUUUUUUUUUUUUUUUUCAUUUGCUUUUUCUCUUAGUUUUCAGUUGUACAUAAUUUGGUUUAGGAUCUGAGCAGAAGUCACUUUUUUGUGAUGUUUGACAUCUUUUUCUUAUUUUCAGUAUUAUCAUAUCUGAAUCAAUUAGAAUCUUUGUUCUUC
Molecule: messenger RNA, 533 nt
Organism: Olea europaea var. sylvestris
Lineage: Eukaryota; Viridiplantae; Streptophyta; Magnoliopsida; Lamiales; Oleaceae
Exons: 1
Coding region: 100-309 (69 amino acids)
Source: RefSeq, a predicted model, not a curated record